AGAGUAAUAAUUACUUGUUAUAAAACCUAAUUGCAACGCCGAACCAUUACUUGCAUAGUGUUAGUAACUAAGGCAAAUCAUUAUGGGUUCCUUUGGCCCACCUGUUAAUCUCCCUCACUUUCACUUCUCGGAGGACACUCUGAGACCCGGAACAGCUUCUUGGUCCUCCACCUGCAAUGUGGUUAGGCGAGCCCUGGAAGACUAUGGCUUCUUCCUCGUGACCUAUGAUAAGAUCACGCCAGACAUGCAUGACUCAACCUUCAAUGCAGUCCAAGAGCUGUUCGAUGGUGUACCGACGGACACCAAGAUGAAGAACACAUACGAGAAGCCCUUGAAUGGCUAUGUUGGGCAGAUACCUAAGCUGCCCCUCCACGAAAGCUUGGGCAUCGACGAUGCGACCUCAUUUGAGGGCACCCAAAGAUUCACGGACACCAUGUGGCCCGGUACUGGAAACAAUAGCUUCUGCCAUACCAUACACUCGUAUGCGAAGCUUGCCGGGAACUUGGAUCAGAUUGCCAGCAGGAUGAUAUUCGAGAGCUAUGGUGUGGAGCAGCACUAUGAUUCGUACAUCAAAUCAACCGCUUACCUGCUCCGGCUUAUCAAGAAUAGGGCGCCAAAAGGAGAUGAGCCUAAUCUCGGGUUUAUAAAUCACACUGAUAAGAGCUUCACAACCGUUCUUCACCAAAAUGGCCAUGUCAAUGGCUUGGAGGUAGAAAUGAAGAACGGAGAGUGGAUCAAGGUCGAGAUGUCAUCUUCCAUCUUCGUGGUCAUGGCAGGCGAUGCAUUGAUGGCAUGGAGCAAUGACAGGAUACAGUCUCCAAACCAUAAGGUCACGAUAAUCGGAGACCAAGACAGAUACACCCUAGCACAAUUCUCAUUCAACAACGGGGUAAUUCAAGUGCCCGAUCAGCUGGUUGAUGAUGAGCACCCAUUAAAGUACAAGCCAUUCGAUCAUCUUGGGCUACUCCGAUACUACCGCACGGACGAGGGAUACAAAUCAAAGUGUCCAAUCAAAUCGUACUGCGGCAUUUACUAAUCUACUACUAGCGCUUAUUUAGCAUUCUGAGAUUGCUUGGUUUUGUCAAGGAAGGACGAUUUGCUAUGAGAUAUGUAUCUGCUAAGCUUUGUGAAGGGUGAAUUUUUGUGUUUGCAAUGGGUGAUGAUGUUAAAGUAAGGAUGAAUUAUAGCUUGUCGAUGAGUUUAUUUAAAGAGUCUUUUUUAUUAUUA
Molecule: messenger RNA, 1227 nt
Organism: Punica granatum (pomegranate)
Lineage: Eukaryota; Viridiplantae; Streptophyta; Magnoliopsida; Myrtales; Lythraceae
Source: RefSeq, a predicted model, not a curated record